Chrysoperla carnea is the source of this 2002-nucleotide messenger RNA. Its product is annotated as facilitated trehalose transporter Tret1-like. Lineage: Eukaryota; Metazoa; Arthropoda; Insecta; Neuroptera; Chrysopidae. The transcript has 3 exons. Gene Ontology annotation, cellular component: membrane. Bases 63 to 1493 code for a protein of 476 amino acids. The record is from RefSeq and is a predicted model, not a curated record. Gene Ontology annotation, biological process: transmembrane transport. Gene Ontology annotation, molecular function: transmembrane transporter activity.
UUUGUAAUUUUAUUAAAAAUUUGUAUGAUCUAUUGAAUGAAAAUACUCAAUUGAGUGCAAAAAUGGGUGAUGUGUAUUUAGAACAUAGUCAACGAACUCGUUCAGCAAAAUUUAAGCAAUAUAUAGCAUGUUUUGCAGCAACAAUUGCAUUGUUUGAUGAUGGUUUAAUGUAUGUCUGGCUUUCACCAGUAAUUCCAAAAUUAAUAGCAGGAGAUUCUGGGAUAUCAAUAACUUCAGAACAAGAAUCAUGGCUCACAUCAAUGCUGUUAAUAGCUGCGCCAAUUACAGCAAUAUUUUCAAUACAAUCAAUUCGCUUAAUUGGCAGUAAAAAUUUAAUUUUAUUGAGUAAUAUUCCAAUGAUUUUAUCACUCUUAUUGAUCAUAUUUUCAACAUCUGUUAUCGAAUUGUAUAUAUCAAGAUUUUUAGCUGGAAUGUGUGAUGCAAUGUGCUUUGUGGGUGCACCCGCAUAUAUUGGAGAAAUUUCAGAACCAUCUUCUCGUGGAAUAUUGUCAACAUGUAUUAUGAUUUCAUACAAUUUGGGAGCAGUUAUUACUCUAUACUUUGGUUAUGUCCUUCCUUUGAAAACAUACCCACUGUAUUGCCUUCCAGCUCCAUUUAUAAUGUUUAUUCUUUUCCUGUUCAUGCCUCAAUCACCUUCUUAUCUAGUAUCAAAAGGUAAAGUUGAAGAAGCUAAAAAACAAUUGGAAGUGAUUCGUGAUUCUGAUAUUUGUGAAGAAUUUGCAGACAUCAAAACAAGUAUCGAAAAUGAUGUCAACGUUUUUGCGAAUUUUUUGAAUUUGUUCCGAGUGAGGGCCAAUAUAAGAGCUACGUAUAUUAUAUUUAUGACAGUAUUUAUUUGGCAUUGUUCAGGAUUUAUUAUUAUGGCUAUAUAUUUACACACAAUUAUCUUGGAAGCACAAAUUAAACUUCCUGAAACAACUUCCAUUGUAAUAUAUUCUCUUGUACAAGUUCUGUCAGGAAUAGCUAGCACAUUUUUUGUAGAUCGAUAUGGUAGAAAGCCAUUAUUAUACAUUUCAUGCACUGGCACAGCCGUAUGUUUAUGUGCCUUAGGGACUUUUUUUUUCUUCAAAAAUAUGAACUACAAUGUUGAAUCAGUGACGAUUUUACCAUUGAUCGCCUUAAUUUUAUAUGUAUUUUUCGUAAGUAUUGGAUUAUGUAAUAUUCCAAUUGUAUAUACAUCAGAAUUAUUUGCGUAUAAUAUGAAAAAUUAUGCUGGAGCUUUAUUCUCUCUCAGUUAUAAUUUAUUUGGUUUGGGUGCAAAUUAUUUAUUUCUGGUUUUAACUAAACAUUGGGGUAUGCAUGUUUUGUUCUGGACAUUAUCCGUGGCCACAUUGUUUGGAGUGUUAGUUACAUAUAUUUGGUUACCGGAAACCAAAAAUAAAUCAAUUAUUGAAAUUCAAAAUUAUUUAUCAUCGCGUAAAAGUAAAGUAUCGUUACGUAAGAGCUACGUAGAUCUUACAGGAAAAAGUUGAUACAAGAAUAUAAAAUAGUAUAUUAUACAUCUAGGGAACAAAAGUAAAUAAUGUCUCAGAUCUCAUGUACAAUGCCCGAGGCGAAGCCGAAGGUGACAAAUAUGAGAUCUGAGACAUUCUUUACUGACUCCCGUGGUGUGUGUGUCCUAUUUUUCUCCCCGACGGAGGUGGAAAACGGCAACUUUGUUUUGUAAAGUGGGUAGAAAGUUGAUACUUUCUGCACGGAGAUGAGAAAAAUUUCAUUUAUCAUUGUUUGCUGUACUGAAAAAUUGUUUUUGCCUUAGUAGUGUUUAUAAUUUAUUCGCCUCGUUGUUAUUUUAAAUUGUAGUUUUUAUCUUGAAGAAAAUUAUUCUAUUUGUGUGAUAAGGUUGUCCGAAAAUAAGCCUACUGCACUUCGGAAGGUGAUUCGGCACGAAUAGGAAGAAAAACAUGAUCCCUUAUAUGUGUGAAAAUCAUAAUUUGUAAGCCCGCUGGGGCAUCAUAACUAAAUUAUUCCUAAAAUUACAAAU